CAGUUACGAUUGGACCCUGGCCGAGUGAGGUUUACAUCAAAUAAAGCACGCAUAGCAAAAUGCAARUGWUUUAAUUAACYACUACAAGAAAAGUAUAUAUAAAGUGCAAUACUCUCCGAAUUGCUCUGCAAUUAAGGGAGAGUUAAAAUGAGUCGUUGGCUUUGGUUGGCCCUUUUCCUGCUGCUGCCAUUGGCAAAUACAACACCACCUGUUAGCUUCGAGGCGAACCCGGACACGAAACGUCUCUAUGAUGAUUUAUUGAGCAAUUACAAUCGCCUGAUUCGGCCUGUGGUAAAUAAUACGGAGACACUUACCGUCUGGCUGGGUCUCAAGCUGUCGCAGCUAAUCGAGGUCAAUCUGAAGAAUCAGGUGAUGACCACCAAUUUGUGGGUCAAGCAGGUGGGUGAACACUUAACCUAAACU
Molecule: messenger RNA, 423 nt
Organism: Drosophila arizonae
Lineage: Eukaryota; Metazoa; Arthropoda; Insecta; Diptera; Drosophilidae
Gene: nAChRbeta2
Product: nicotinic acetylcholine receptor beta2
Biological process (GO): monoatomic ion transmembrane transport
Cellular component (GO): postsynaptic membrane
Molecular function (GO): transmembrane signaling receptor activity; acetylcholine-gated monoatomic cation-selective channel activity
Source: RefSeq, a predicted model, not a curated record